ACAAGAGGAUUUCACCACCACCCAACAGAAACAGCAAUUAUGUCAACUAAGGUGAGGGGAGGCGCUUUUCCGGUGGAACGUCAGCGCACAUGAGAUGACACAAAGAUGCUCAAAGAGAUGCAAGGCCCAAUUAUUUUUAAUACAGCUGAAUCCUGACUGUGUCUGAAUCAAAGGACAGAGGUCAGCCAGAUGAGGAGGAUGCUUCCUCAAAGGGCAGCUGUGAGCACGCUAGGUUACAGUUCAGACUGUGCGAAGAUGGAGCAGAGUGGAAUUGCCCCGGUGGGUGGGACCAUGCUCAGGGGCUCCCGUUCUAAGGCAGAGCUACAGGAAUUGAUGGAGACGCUGCAGCGGAGGAAGAGUGCCCUGGAGGCCAGUCUGAGGGCAGCUGAGAGUAGCCGCAAGUAUUUCAAUUUGCCUUCCCCCGGCGGACCCCAGUCCAAACGGCCCCUCUCCAUCCUCAGUAACCUUGAACAUCAACCCUCUUCAUCGAGAAACUUUUCUUACAUGAGCAGCAACAGCAUGCCCCCUUCCCCUCGCCAGGGCGAGCGUCAGUUCAGCUCAAACGGCUUGCUUCGUCACCCAAAGGCUCGUCACCAGUCGCAAGAGAGCCUGCUCCGCUCUACCGAUGGAAAUUCUCCCAUCUCCUCUUAUGGAGAAGCUCUACCUCGUUCUCCUCGGGUCAAGAGCGGCACAGCCAGUGUGCCUUCGAGCCCUCGACUGGGCCGCAGACUCUACUCACAUGGUAAAGCCAUAAGUGAUUCCAGGCAGAGGAAAUACUCCACAGGUUCUCUUAACAGUCUGGGCAUGCACAGCCGCUCUCUACCCCGCCUCCACAAUCCAGCAGAUCCUCCCGUUUUAUCUCUGCCGCCUCAUCUCCACAGAGCAGAGCGCUCAGCAGUGGCUCGACGCAGUCUCUCGUCACUUGAACAACCGCCAGAUGUGACGGUACCAGCCAGCAUGCCCAAUACUCCCAGGAGGGCCAGCCUGGCCUCCCUGAGCUCUCUCGGUGUCGAGAUAGACGGACCAAGCUUAGAUGUGAGUUUUGGAGACCGGAGGUUAUCAUUUGGGAAAGGAGGGCUGAGUCCAGGACAAAGGGUGGGCAGCAUCACUUCUUUGAAUGGCAAAGAGGAGUUGCGAGACUAUCACCAGCAUCAGAGAGACGAGAGACUCAGGGAGCAGAGAGUGCACAAAUUGGAGAGCCAGCGGCUGGAAACCAUCAUGAACCUGUGCACGGAGUUUGCACAGGUGAAGCCUCAAGGUUCAGCAGUUUUUGACCUUCAGAAGAUCAAUAAAGAGCUGGAGAAACUGCAGGUGUCGGACGACGAGUCAGUUUUCUCCGACUCUCCAGGCAGCACGGCUCCAGACGGCGGCUUUGGCACAAGAGGCCGGGAUUUGCUUCUCAAUGACAAGCAGCAGGUCAGCAGUGGUCAGCAAAACAGUUACAGAGAGGUUCACUCACUGGCUCUGAGCCUUAACACCAGCGCCCCCUCACCUUCCAGCCACCACAGAGCUAAGGUGAUGGAGAGAGUGCAGCUGAAGCAGGAAGUAACACACAUUGAAGAGGAGAGGAUUCAGGUUGUCAACAAUAUUGAGGAGCUGGAGCAGAAGAUUAAAGACCUGGACAACCAGAUGGAGGAGUCCGUGAGAGAGAUGGAGGUGGAGUGCGCUUUGCUGGAAGGGGAGCAAGAAUCGGAGAUGGCUCAGUUGCAAAAAGAAAAGGACCAUUUGGACCAGCUGAAGGAAAACAUUCACAGUGCUGAGAAGAUUAGCCACACUGAGAAAGUACAGGAAGCAGAGGAGCAAGCAAAAAGCUUGGAAGAAUUGGAAUUUCAGAAAUUGGAGAGAGAGAUUCAUCAGGAUGAGGAGAAGGAAAGUCAAAAUCAGUUACUGAGAGAAAUAGCCGACUGUCAGCGUCUCGCUAUCACACGCAAGGAGAGACUUGCCACGCUGAAGAAACAGUCCUCGCAGAUUACUUUGCAGUCCCAGCAGGAAAGAGAAGACUUCCAGAGGGAAAAAAACAAUCUGCUCAUCAUGCUGCAGAAGGAGAGAGACAAGCUGGCGGCUUUGGAAGGAAAAUAUGCAGAGCUGUCUGAGAAGCAGAACUUGGCGAACGGCAAUGGAGACGUCAGAGAGCACAUCUAUUCCGCAAAGGAAAGAAGAAGAAGCGGCAAGGAAAAUUCGCUCCAUCUGAGUGACAACGGAACGCCUAAGAGGAGCCAGCACCCCGUCACUCCAUAUGGCCGAUCUCUGGGACGCUCCCUUCCGCCCAAGGCGCAUCUGCCUCUGUCACAAAGCUCCAGCUGUGGCAGCGUCAUCCCACAAGGCUUCAGCUUUGCCCCUCGAGACCUGAACGCUAGCCGUCAGCCAAAAAGCAACAGCCACACACACAUGAAUGACGGCGUGCACACCCGACAAGGAAAAAGUGAUUUUUGUAGCCGGAUGCUCUCUGAGGCCAACGUUUUCUUGGACUCUUUGUCUUACCCGGACACCAGCCAGGCUUCCGACACCGUCAGCGUGGACAGCUCUGACAGCAUAGAGACCAGUUUUUCAGCAUGCUCCCCAGAUAACAUCUCCAGUGCCAGUAUGAGCAACAUGGCCAAGCUUGAGGAGAUGGAGCGUCUACUUCGAGAGGCCCAGGUGGAAAAGUUAAGGCUACUUGAGCACAGGGAACGUGAGAUGGAAAUUCGCCGGCAUGCUUUGGAGGAGGAGCGAAGACGAAGGGAGGAACUGGAGAAACGUCUGCAGGAGGAGACCAACAGGAGACAGAAACUUGUGGAGAGGGAGGUCAAGCUCAGGGAGAAACAAAGAUCUCAGUCCCGACUUCUGACACGCUACUUGCCCGUAAGGAAAGACGACUUUGACCUUCACUGCCACAUUGAGGCAGCGGGACACAAUCCAGAUGCUUGCUUCCAUCUGGCCAUCACGGACAAAACAUGCAGAGGCUUCCUCGUAAAAAUGGGAGGGAAAAUAAAAACUUGGAAAAAGCGCUGGUUUGUGUUUGACCAGAAUCGCAGGACGCUCACUUACUACGCAGACAAACACGAGACUAAGAUGAAAGGAGUCAUUUACUUCCAGGCAAUAGAGGAGGUGUACUAUGACCAUUUGAAGAAUGCACAUAAAAGUCCCAACCCCUCGCUGACCUUUAGCGUGAAGACUCACGAUCGAGUCUACUACAUGGUGGCCCCUUCCCCUGAGGCCAUGCGCAUCUGGAUGGAUGUUAUUGUGACAGGCGCAGAGGGACACAUGCACUUCAUGGUGUAACCAAA
Syngnathoides biaculeatus (alligator pipefish) is the source of this 3266-nucleotide messenger RNA. It is a transcript of the gene phldb2a, whose product is annotated as pleckstrin homology-like domain, family B, member 2a. Gene Ontology annotation, cellular component: basal cortex. The record is from RefSeq and is a predicted model, not a curated record. Lineage: Eukaryota; Metazoa; Chordata; Actinopteri; Syngnathiformes; Syngnathidae. The transcript is spliced from 17 exons. Gene Ontology annotation, biological process: regulation of microtubule cytoskeleton organization. The coding region runs from base 190 to 3261 and encodes 1023 amino acids.